Molecule: messenger RNA, 495 nt
Organism: Symbiodinium necroappetens
Lineage: Eukaryota; Dinophyceae; Suessiales; Symbiodiniaceae
Source: the annotation of a GenBank genome assembly
AUGCAGACGCCUCCGAGUGGCCCACCCAGUCCAGCCCUGUUCGUGACAGGCCUCCCUGUCGAUUGCACCGCUGAGUUCGCCAAGUCCAUCUUCGGCCAGUAUGGCAUCGUGAAGGAUGCUCGGAUGCUCCCGGUUGCUCCGGGCAAAACAGCAGCUGCGGCAGUUGUCAUCAUGAACACCGCAGAUGACGCCAAGUGGAUCGUGGAGAAUGUAAACGGCAACGUCCCACAGAGCCUUACUACCCCUGUCACGGUGACCUUCAAGUUCAAGGGAAAGGGCUUCGAGAACAAAGGCUUCGGCAAGGGCUUCGGCGGUUUUGGUGGCGGCAUGGACAUGGCGGGAGGAAAGGGAAAGGGCAUGCCAGGUGGCGCAAAUCCUGCUGCAGCUGCGGCAUUGUUGCAAGCGCUGGUUCCAUUGGUGGCUGCUGUUGCCGGCGGUGGCGGCGUCGGUGGAGGUGCAGCCCCCCCACCAGGAGGCGGUAAGGGCGGAUGGUGA